GCUGGGACAUCUGUUAGACAAAAUUAUCGUCUGCUUAAAACACUAGCAGCCGAUAAAGUAGCAGUACUGCAGAUUCAGUAGAGCAUACCUAAUUUAUUCUAUAUAUAUAUACAAUUUUCACGUGUAGUGAGUGUGUCGCUGGCGGUGUGUUUUGAUUGUUUUAAACUCAAAGGGAAAUCGAAAAAGCGUUCGUCUACGUUAUGUUAAAUCUUUCAAAAAAUGCUCAGACAUCUUGACAAAGAAUGAUAUUUCGAUAAAAUAUGAUGUUAGCUACCUUAUAUUGUUAUAUCAACUGCAUCAGGUGAUUUCAUAUCAAAGAAAAAAUGGUCUAUCUUACUCACAUUUUAGGUUAUGCCAAAAAGGUUACCAAAAUUCACAGAAAAUUUCUGAGAAGUGGAUUUACAGAUAAGCUUCGAUUUCAUAUAAAAGCAGGCACAGGAGGAUCUGGAUUAGCUCAAUACGGCGGAAUAGGUGGUAGAGGAGGUGAUGUUUACGUGAGAGCUAAGGAAGGCUUUUUGUUAAAAGAUUUAUCAAAAUAUGUCAGUAAAAAGACGCUCUCUGCUGGCACUGGUUUUGACAGUACAAAAAAAGGAAUCUUGGGACAAGCUGGAGAGGACCUGAUCAUAAAUGUUCCUCCAGGUGUUACUGUAUAUCAUGAAAAUGGCUCUAUAAUUGGUGAAGUCAAUGAAGCAGAAAAGAAAUUGGUGGUAGCUUUAGGAGGAGUUGGUGGUUGUAAAGAAACACAAUUUAGCGGUCAAAGGGGAGAAAGUCAUCAUAUAACUUUGGAUUUGAAACUGAUAUCUGAUGUUGCAUUAGUUGGCUUUCCUAAUGCAGGAAAAAGCACAUUAAUCAGGACUGUAUCAAACGCAAAGCCUAAAAUAGCUGAAUAUCCAUUUACCACUGUGAAGCCUCAUUUAGGAACUAUUUAUUACCCUGAUUUUCGUGAAAUUACAAUAACUGAUCUGCCAGGACUGAUUGAAGGGGCACACCGAAAUGUUGGAAUGGGCCAUGCAUUUUUAAAGCACCUUGAAAGAUCAAAGAUGUUAUUAUUCGUCAUAGAUAUUCAAGGAUUUCGCUUAUCAGCAAGUCACACGAAGCGAAAUUGUUUGGAGACUGUUUUGCUAUUGAAUAAGGAAAUAGAAUUGUAUAACCCUGAAUUACUAAAUAAGCCUGCUAUGCUUGUAUUAAACAAAAUGGACACUCCAAAUGCAAAGAAACUUUGUGAUGAGCUCAAACCAAAAUUAGAAAAUUUGAAAGAAGUUUCUGAUGACUAUCCUGAUCAAGUAUGCCCUGAUAAAGUUUUGGAGUUUGAAGAUAUAUUAACUCUGUCAUUAAUUAAUAAGGAUAAAGACGAGAUGAAUAGGCUAAAAACCGUUAUUAGAGAAAAUCUUGACAAAAUACAUGAAGUUGAAAAUUUGAAAUUGGAAGAAGAAAUGCCAGAGGAAAAAUUAGUUAAAAAAUUGAAAAGUCAAUUAAAAAUCACAGCUCCCACGCUUGUGUAAAUAAAAAUAGUUAAUGUUUAAUUAUAAAAAUAUGAAUUAUUCAUACAAAAUAAUUAAUAUUGACGUGUAAAUUUUUUUUACAUUUUUACAAUAUGUACAAACUAUAUAAUAGUCGUUAAUAAUUAUCUAUCUAUUAAUUCAUUGAA
Molecule: messenger RNA, 1648 nt
Organism: Nasonia vitripennis (jewel wasp)
Lineage: Eukaryota; Metazoa; Arthropoda; Insecta; Hymenoptera; Pteromalidae
Product: GTP-binding protein 10 homolog
Exons: 4
Coding region: 324-1502 (392 amino acids)
Cellular component (GO): mitochondrion
Molecular function (GO): magnesium ion binding; GTPase activity; GTP binding
Source: RefSeq, a predicted model, not a curated record